AUGGAGGUUGAGCCGAAUGUGAUGGAUUCAGUACUUGCCAUUGACGACCCUAGAGACUCCCAGAACUCGUCAACGUUGCCAGAGUUUUCUGUUUUGCCUAAUUAUGAUGAUCCCUCAUGCUCCAUCGCCAGAAAGCGAAGGCGAGUGGAUGAGUACUUUAAAAGUCUGCCACCAGGGUAUAGGUUCUGCCCCUACGACGACGAGCUAGUCCGGGACUACUUGAUGCCCAAGGUCUUUGACAAGCCGCUGCCUCAAAACCAGAUCAUCGACUCUAACAUAUAUCUCCACAACCCCGAGUUUCUUGCUGAAAAAUACAAACAAUAUGGAGAAAAUGAAUGGUACUUCUUUACUCCAAGACAGCGUAAGUAUCCGAAAGGAAAUCGGCCAAAUCGAAAGGCUGGUGAUGGGUAUUGGAAGGCUACGGGAGCUGACAGGAAAGUUAAAGAUACGGCCAAAACCACUAUUGGGUUUAAAAAGACAUUGGUGUUCUAUAAAGGAAAACCUCCAAAAGGUGAUAAGACCAAUUGGAUUAUGCAUGAAUACAAGAUCAAGGCCAAUCCUCCUCCUCCAAGCAGAACGGGUCUCAAUGACAUGAGAUUAGAUGAAUGGGUUUUAUGCAGGAUCUAUAAGAAACUUUAUAAAGCUCGUAUUAUUCAAGAAGAUGAUCAUAAAGAAGAGGAAGAGGAAGAGGAAGUAAGGACAAAUGAAUCCGCCACAAAUGGUGCCCCGAAUCAUGAGUCCCAACAGAUUGAACAACUUCCUCCAUUAAAUCUUCCGCCGGCAUUGUAUCUAAGUAAAGUGGGUGAAUCAUCUACCUCUACCACGAAUGGUGCCCCGAAUCAGUUCCAACAGAUUGGACAACUUCCUCAAUUACAACUUCCGCCGGCAUUGUAUCUAAGUAAAGUGGGUGAAUCAUCUACAUUUACCACGUAUGGUGCCCCGUAUCAGUUCCAACAGAUUGAACAAGAACUUCCUCCAUUACUACUUUCUCCAUUACCGCUUUCUCCAAGCGAGUACCUUUGGGAUUUUAAUUAUUGGUGCAAUUAA
Messenger RNA from Alnus glutinosa, 1047 nucleotides. Its product is annotated as NAC domain-containing protein 2-like. Gene Ontology annotation, biological process: regulation of DNA-templated transcription. Gene Ontology annotation, molecular function: DNA binding. Bases 1 to 1047 code for a protein of 348 amino acids. The record is from RefSeq and is a predicted model, not a curated record. Lineage: Eukaryota; Viridiplantae; Streptophyta; Magnoliopsida; Fagales; Betulaceae. The transcript is spliced from 3 exons.